Messenger RNA from Toxotes jaculatrix (banded archerfish), 2559 nucleotides. RefSeq names its product mitochondrial genome maintenance exonuclease 1 (gene mgme1). The record is from RefSeq and is a predicted model, not a curated record. Lineage: Eukaryota; Metazoa; Chordata; Actinopteri; Toxotidae. Gene Ontology annotation, cellular component: mitochondrion. Gene Ontology annotation, biological process: mitochondrial DNA replication. The transcript has 5 exons. Bases 342 to 1394 code for a protein of 350 amino acids. Gene Ontology annotation, molecular function: single-stranded DNA exodeoxyribonuclease activity.
AUGAGAGCAGCGAAAGUGAGUACCGUCUCCGACUCAAUGACUACACGGAUGUUUUUCAAUGAUACAAUGAACCUAUGGGUAAUGUAGUUUCUACUGUUUCAACUGCAGUCGGGAAUUCUUACCUGGAACUACAAUUCCCAGCUACGGAAGCUUGUGCAACAGAAGAGGCGCGUCGUUUAGAAACAGUUGUGUUGAUUUGGCGGAGUAACUCGGGGACAAGUUGGGGCAAGUACCGACGUCAAAAUGUACUGUAAAAAAUAACGAAACCAAUGCGGUUGUGUGUAGUUAGGCAGCUACUAUAAGAGACUGUUUUUCAAGUUUGUUGUGUGAAAGUCGUCAAAAUGUUCAUUCUUAAACGUGUGGUAUCAGUUGGAGCCAUCAUGGUCCAUCAGUGCGCCUCCCUCUCCGUGAGAAACUUAUCUGCUUGCAAUUGCCUAAGAUCCCCCAAAAGGCGCAGCCCAUACAGCUUGGUGGACAGUGAGCGCUACAGUUCUCUUGUAAAGUCUGUCAUGUCCUCCAGGGUCAGUUCCCAAACCCCAGAGACCCUCCAAGAAGAAGACGAGCACAUUUAUGGACGUGUUGUCAAAGCUCAGACGCCCUCCACAAGACCAGAAAUGAAGGAACCUAAAAACCUUCAUCCCUUCUUACAUUGCGAAAACACUGUAGAAACAGAGGAGCCAGAACCAGGACUUCCAACCCGGAUUUUGUUUAAAAGGGACCAAGGCAGAUCCUCUGUGCCGAGUGUGACCCGCAUUCUUCAGCAGACGCUUUCCCCAGAGCAGAUCUUCUACCUGGAGAGAUGGAAGAGGAGGAUGAUCGCAGAGCUUGGAGAGGAUGGCUUCAAAGAAUACAGUCAGAAUAUAUUUAGGCAAGGGAAGAGCUUCCAUUCAGUGUUGGAGGAUAUUCUGACGUCAGGUGAGAAGAACAAACAGCCCGCAGAGACGCAAGAGCAUCCACCUGAGGUACAGGGAUACAUGGAGAGCGUCUCUCACAUACUGGAGGAUGUCAGUGCAGUGAGAGCUAUUGAAAGCACUGUACAACAUGACACCCUGAACUACAUGGGAAUUGUGGAUUGUGUCGCUCGCUACAGAGGUGUACUAUGUGUUAUUGACUGGAAGACUUCAGAAAAGCCCAAACCAUUCCUGAGCAACACAUAUGACAACCCUAUACAAGUGGCAGCCUACGCUGGGGCUUUGAACAGCGAUGGAAACUACAAAUACCAGGUUGAAAAUGGACUCAUUGUAGUGGCCUACAAGGAUGGCUCACCCGCUCAUGCUCAUCAGCUGAGCUCAGAGCUGAUGCAAGAGUACUGGAAAACUUGGUUGCUACGCCUUGAGGCGUUCACAGAACAGAGAUCAAGUCAUGCAUCAAGUGCUUUUCCAGAAAAGAGGUGAAAUGUUUGAAGAGAGAUCUGCAAGGUUCAUGUCCAUGAGACAGGUUGUGUCAGUUUAAGGCACCUGAACCUGAAGUGAAAAUAUAACAUUCACCUGUACAGUGGGAAGGCAGAAACAUUAGCAUUCUUUGCUAAUUUCUAAUUAGCAUUUUCAGUUUAUCUCACGGCAAAUGUAAAUUCAUUAGCUGACAUCUUGAACCUAAUUUGUUAAUAUAGGGGCCUCAUCAGUUAAUUAGAACAUAUUACACAGAUAAGUUCCCCUUCAUUGAAAUAAUCUACAUAUCAUUGAAAGUAAACCAGGUUUCCCUGUAUGAGGGAUCUUCAGUAAAACCCAAGUUUUUAAAGAGUCUGUGGGAGACCACAUUCUCCUCCUCUACAAAACAGUAGACUGGGUAUUCCUGAGCAUGGAGUCUCUUGGCCAGGGUGCUGACCAGGACUUUGGCAUAGCCUUUCCCUCUGUGCUCUGGCAGAGUGUACAACAUCCCCAUGGCACACGAUGCAUAGGUCAGGAUCCAGGACACAGGCUUUCGCUCUGCAUCCAGCACGCAGCAGGAGGGGAAGUGUACAGUCAUAUUGCGGAUCAUCCUCAGAGCCAUCUCAUCCUUUCCAAACUUCCAUGUCUGAUUUACCAAGCCAAUAUGUGAUUCAUCCAGAGAGCUCAGGGAGAUCCCUGAGCUGAUGCAGAACAGAAAGGAGAAAGAACAGAAUCCCGUUAUAUUAACAAACCCGACAUAACGUUGUUGUCUCACACUAGAAUUAAUAUAUCACUGCAUGGAUAGGCUCUACCUGUCUAUAGAUGGAAGCUUGGAUACGUCCUCUAGUAUCAUCAUGUGACACACUGCCAGUUUGUUGCUGGGGACAUUUUUUUCUGAUGCCACUGCUUUGAAUACCUCCAUGUGUUGAAGAUUGAUUCCUUGGACAGGAGAAAGGAAGUUGUUUUUUCUGAAAAGCUGUUUGCAAAUGUGUGAAACUUAAUUUCCUAUUUCUGUUUGAGUACUGAGAAACUGUAUUAUUUAAAUGGGAUUAAAGAUUCUGUCAGAAAUUAUUUCCACCUUGCUUUGAAACCUUCAAUGUGCAAAAGUGGAUAUGUUUAGAAGACAAAAAGAUCAAAAAGCUGCUGUGAUUAGCAAACAUGUAAUAAAUGUUUUUACAUAAUCAUCCAAUAA